AUGUCAGACCAACGAGGAUCACAGGCGUCAGGGUCCUCGCGUAGCGUCCGACGCAAGUCUUACUUCUUCGCUGAGCCUGCGGAAGAUCUGACUGUUAGGAAUGAGAACACACCUAGCAAACAGAAGAAGAUUCAUAUAACUCCUCCGCAGCGCAAAGCUUCCAUAUCCACUCCUCCAUUCAACCCUACGGCGGCGCAAUUUGUGCCUAAACCAGUCGCUGGAUCCGAGAAGAAUAAGACGGCUCCUAGAAAUGAAAAUGUUAAUGGUGCGAAUUCUAAUGGUUUGGCGGAACCACAGGGCACCACCAACAAAUCCACGGCUGCUGCUGACCCGAUGCUCUCCACUGCCCUGGUACCUCGCAGCAUAACAAAUACUGCUGGUGCGGAAGGGAACACCCCCAGAGCUAAAGCAGUUGAAAAGAUGAAAGACAUUCGAAUGGCUGAUCUAUUCAGCAUAGUUCUCGCGCACGAGACGGCUAAACGGGAGAACGACCAGCUCAAACGCUCCCUCGACCUGGUCGAAGAAGCGGGUGAGCAACUGGCGCAGAAGUGUGCGGAUCUAAUCAUGGAAAGGGAUCACCUAAAGGAACUCAGCGAGGGUGCGGACGAAAGGUACAGAGCUUACGCUAAACGUGAGUUUGCGGACGCUGCGCAUUUGCGCGACUUAAUCGAGGACCUCGAUCAGGAGAAAUCCAAGUUGAUAGAGGACAACGAGGAUCUAGAAGGGGAGAUCAAGAAGGUUACAAACCAGGUACUGAAUGGUUGUAUUACCCAUCAGUCCGCACUUGGCCAUGUGGAGAACAAUCUUCGAGAGCAGCUUACUUCCUUCUGGGAAGAAAACACGAACCUAAAGCAGGAACUCUCUGCCCUUAAAGAGAGCCUCACCCUAGCGACGGAGAGGCCGAACCCUGCGCCGAUCGACUCUAAGGAGUACCAAGACCUAGCACGGAACCUGAACGAGGAGAGGAUCCGACGCCAGAAUGUCGAACACACGGUCAAUAAGCUCACAGCCGAGCUCAACAAUGAGAAGGAAACCGGCCUAACGAGCGAGGAAGCUGGGCAGCUGCGCAGAGAGCUCGGCGAGAGGGCCUGGGAACUUGACGAGCUACAGGAGGACUUGGACAAGUUGAAAGAAACAUUGCGGACCGCCGAGAGGGUGUUCCGCAAGGUCAGCGAGCAUUCCACGGUUCGCGCUGAGUCGCUAGGGGGGUUGUCGAAGACGCUUGUGGAGGAGAAAGGGAAAGUGGUGCUGCUGAAGGAUCGGUCGAACCAGAUGGCGGACGUUAUCAAUACGGUUCUUCAAGAGACCGCUACGUCGCAGAUGGGUUCGAAACAGUAA
Eremomyces bilateralis CBS 781.70 is the source of this 1338-nucleotide messenger RNA. RefSeq lists its product as uncharacterized. The coding region runs from base 1 to 1338 and encodes 445 amino acids. The record is from RefSeq and is a predicted model, not a curated record. The transcript has 3 exons. Lineage: Eukaryota; Fungi; Ascomycota; Dothideomycetes; Eremomycetales; Eremomycetaceae.